AUGGCUGGAAUCGUUGGAGAAGAGAGAUAUGUCUUUGAAACUGAAUGGUAUGAUUAGCAAGCUUCCCUUAUCAGAUCCUACAGAGUUACUUAUUAUCCAGGUGAUUAGACUGUUGAGAUGUAUGAUAAUAAAAACAGAAGAAUUUUCUUGAAACGUAGCCCUCAGGGUGGAAUCGUUAUGAAUGAUUUAUAUGUUGGUUCUAUUCUGACAGUUUAAACAAGAUAACUUAAAAUCAUUGAUUAUGGUGAUGUGGCAACUAGAAAGAGAUUUGAAGUGGACAGAUAAAGGACUUUCGCAAUGAUCAAGCCAGAUGCUUACACAAAUAUUGGAAAGAUCAUUGAUGCAAUUUACCUCAACGGAUUUAAAAUAUCUAAGUUAAAAAUGUCAAGAUUCACCCCUGCUACUGCAGGCGUGUUUUACGGAGAGCAUAAAGGAAAGCCUUUCUUCCCCAAUCUUCAACAAUUCAUCACCAGUGAUGUAGUAGUCGGCAUGGAACUUGUAGCUGAAAAUGCAAUAGACAAAUGGAGAUAAUUGAUUGGACCAACCAAUACAGCAGUGGCAAAGACUGAUGCUCCAGAUUCACUUAGAGCUUACUUCGGUACAGAUGGAACUAAGAAUGCUGUUCAUGGUAGUGACUCAAACGGAUCUGUAAAAAAGGAGACUGCCUUUUGGUUUGAAGGAAACCCAUCAGACAGACCAAUGAAGACCACAGCUCAAUUGAACUCUUGUUCUCUCUGUAUUAUAAAGCCACAUAUUAUUCAAGCUGGUCAAGCAGGCAUGAUCAUUGACUUGAUUCUUUAAGAAGGUUUCGAAAUCUCAGGUAUGGAGAUGUUCCAUCUUAACAAGGCAACAGUCGAAGAAUUUUAUGAUGUGUACAAGGGAGUACUUCCUGAAUAUGUUCCUCUAAUUGAGCAUUUGUCAUCAGGACCAAUAAUUGUAAUGGAGAUAAGAUAAGAAAAUGUUGUUCCAAACUUUAGAGCUUUGGUAGGACCUCACGAUCCAGAAAUCGCUAAACAUCUAAGACCAAACACAAUUAGAGCUAAGUUUGGACUGGAUAGAGUUAGAAAUGCACUUCACUGUACUGACCUGGCAGAGGAUGCAGUUGUUGAAUGUGAAUACUUUUUCAAUAUUCUGCAAGCAUAUCAGUGA
Molecule: messenger RNA, 1149 nt
Organism: Stylonychia lemnae
Lineage: Eukaryota; Ciliophora; Spirotrichea; Sporadotrichida; Oxytrichidae
Source: the annotation of a GenBank genome assembly